Molecule: messenger RNA, 912 nt
Organism: Cricetulus griseus (Chinese hamster)
Lineage: Eukaryota; Metazoa; Chordata; Mammalia; Rodentia; Cricetidae
Source: RefSeq, a predicted model, not a curated record
AUGGAACACCCCCUCUUUGGCUGCCUGCGCAGCCCGCACGCCACAGCACAAGGCUUGCACCCUUUCUCGCAGUCUUCUCUGGCCCUCCAUGGAAGAUCUGACCACAUGUCCUACCCCGAACUCUCCACAUCUUCCUCGUCUUGCAUAAUCGCGGGAUACCCCAACGAGGAGAGCAUGUUUGCCAGCCAGCAUCACAGGGGGCACCACCACCACCACCAUCACCACCAUCACCACCACCAGCAGCAGCAGCACCAGGCUCUGCAGAGCAACUGGCACCUCCCGCAGAUGUCCUCCCCGCCUAGCGCGGCUCGGCACAGCCUGUGCCUGCAGCCCGACUCGGGAGGGCCUCCGGAGCUGGGGAACAGCCCUCCGGUCCUGUGUUCCAACUCAUCCAGUCUGGGUUCCAGCACCCCGACCGGGGCCGCGUGCGCACCAGGGGACUAUGGCCGCCAAGCGCUGUCACCCGCGGAUGUAGAAAAGAGAAGUGGCAGCAAGAGGAAAAGCGACAGCUCAGAUUCGCAGGAAGGAAAUUAUAAGUCAGAAGUGAACAGCAAACCUAGAAAGGAAAGGACAGCUUUCACCAAAGAACAAAUCAGAGAACUGGAGGCAGAAUUUGCUCAUCAUAACUAUUUGACAAGACUGAGAAGAUAUGAGAUAGCGGUGAAUCUAGAUCUCACCGAAAGACAGGUGAAAGUGUGGUUCCAGAACAGGAGAAUGAAGUGGAAGCGGGUCAAAGGAGGACAGCAAGGAGCUGCAGCUCGGGAAAAGGAACUGGUGAAUGUGAAAAAGGGAACACUUCUCCCAUCAGAGCUGUCGGGGAUUGGUGCAGCCACCCUCCAGCAGGCAGGGGACUCACUAGCAAAUGAUGACAGUCGUGAUAGUGACCACAGCUCGGAGCAUGCACACUUAUGA